AUGACGGCGCUGCUAGUCCCCUGCGAAUCCCCUUCGCUUUUUUCCCCGGAUCCUCGCCGGUGUCCCACCGUGCAACGAUAUUUUUUGGAAGAACUGGAUAGCAAGUCACCCAUGCAAGAUGCUUAUCGGGCAAGGGAUUCCUCCCCUUCCACUUUAUCCGCUCCUCCCUCUCCUACGUUCAUGCCCGUCUCUCAACCACUCGCCUGCCCCUUGAAUAUUUUACCCCUGGAAGAUGAACUGGUCCUUCCUUCUUACGACGAGCCUAUGCGCAAUGCUCCAGAGGAAGACGAGAGUGAUGCCUCUACCGAAUCACACCCUGCCUUGACGGCAGCACCUGCCGUGGAUGACACUUCAAUCGAGGAUGAGCCCUCAAGGCAUGUGGACUAUCUGUCGCAUGAUUGGAAAGAAGAAGAUAUCUGGUCCUCAUGGCGCUAUGUGACCAGUCGGAGGAAUGACUACAGCAAUGGUGUACGACUGGAGAAUGCCUCAUGGAGGACAUGGGCCAAAGCCAAGCACAAUCUCAAGACUGUUUCGCCAGAGAGCCUGAACUGGCUAAAAGAUUGUGAUGUCACCUGGCUCUACGGCCCAUUGAAAAGUUCUGGCGAGCGUGCAACCCCUUCUCCUCCUCCUAGUCGCCUGGACACCCCGAACUCUUAUUUAGAUCGGAAACCGAUUCUGAAGAAGAAGACCGCUUCGGAGGCUAUUCUCCAACGGUCCCUCUCCCAGCAUACAUUACUACAGCAUGCCGGUGCCAUUCUUAAGGCCCAAGAAGCCGAGAAUGGCUGGGCUCGUCCUCCCUUCCCGAGAUCCAAUACGGAUCUAGAUCAGCUACAUCACCGGACCGGCAGCUCAACUUACUCCCUAGGCGGCACUCUCACAACCUCGUCAUCAUCUGGCAUGACAUCUCCGAUUGAGCGCCGCCAUAUUCACUUCAACGAUGAAGUCGUGCAAUGCAUUGCGGUCGAAGCCAAGGGGUUCGACGAGUGGCCAGCAACCUUUGCAGAUGAAUCAUCUGAUGAUGGCGUGGUCAUGAUGAGGCAGAUUUCAGACCGGUCGCCCAGCACUCGCAGCACCCCUCGCAACAGUUUUAGCGAGGGUAAGACCAUCGCUCCCCUUCCCUCUACCACGCUUAAGUAUCGGGGUGACCCCCCAGAGCCUCGUCCCCAAACGAUACUGUGUCGUUGGUCAACCCUGAAUGCGAAUGCUUCCACAUUAUCACCCUCCCCCUCUGUAGAAACCCUGCGGCCAGAACCUUCGGCGAAUUUCCUCUUGGAUGAUGACGAAGAUCCCAGUCUGGACUUUACGGGUAAUUACCCUGAUCGCGAUCGCCCUUGGUUUGUCGAGGACGAUCCUACUUCUGACCGUCCAUUGCGGUUGACAGCCUCGGGCAUGUUCAUGCCUGAAGGAGAGAAUGAAAGACCCAGCUCCAGCAUCUUGGAUCGAGUCGCGGACACCGUGAACACGGCACGAGACAUAGCCCAUGUGAUCUGGAACGUGGGCUGGCGACGAUAA
Penicillium antarcticum is the source of this 1512-nucleotide messenger RNA. RefSeq names its product protein phosphatase regulator REG1. The coding region runs from base 1 to 1512 and encodes 503 amino acids. The record is from RefSeq and is a predicted model, not a curated record. Gene Ontology annotation, biological process: protein catabolic process in the vacuole; cellular response to glucose starvation. The transcript has 2 exons. Lineage: Eukaryota; Fungi; Ascomycota; Eurotiomycetes; Eurotiales; Aspergillaceae.